Magallana angulata is the source of this 1950-nucleotide messenger RNA. RefSeq lists its product as uncharacterized. The coding region runs from base 146 to 1363 and encodes 405 amino acids. NCBI's taxonomy places the organism in Eukaryota, Metazoa, Mollusca, Bivalvia, Ostreida, Ostreidae. The transcript has 4 exons. The record is from RefSeq and is a predicted model, not a curated record.
GCUCUUCUGUGUCGAAAACAACGAAAGGCAUGGUCAUUCCAAUGUAAAUAGUUUGUGGACGUGAUUUAGCAAUAGAUCCCAUCCAGAAUGUAAAACAAACGUAUUUUCCAUCUGUGAUAAGCUGUCCAUGUAAAAACAGGUCACAAUGGGUGAAAAGGCAGCAGCGGAAAAAGGGUUAGAAGACUUUGUAAAGUCAAAAACUGCAGAAUCAGUGUGUCUGGACUUAUCAACUCCAUCAAUAGUUGUAAUAAAACGAAAGGGUAAACAUGGCUCUAUUCUACUGGGAACAUUCUGGAUGAAUGUUUUACAACAUCCUAAUAAUUAUCCAGUACAAAGGUACCCCUACAAAAAGCUGUAUGAUAAAAAUGGACAUUACAAAGUCAUGUUACGAGUUGACGAUGUGACCAUGACUGUCUAUAUGAGCACUGGAACCCUCACCAUACAGGGCAGCUUUGUCCUGGACUGGUUUCUGAAAAGAUUUUCCAAGGUUAUGGAGUACUAUGAUAUGCCUCCUUUAGAACCUCAGCCAGUUUCUGAUGGAUAUUUGGAGCAUGAAAAGAAUUGGAAUGAACUGAUGAGAAAAGAUAAGGAGAAGUUAGAACAAAGUCAACAAAAGCAGAGAGAGCUAGAAGAGAAAGCUUUGAUGCUGGAUGACAUGCCCCAUUUGGAGGUAGCUUACUCAAAUGGAGUGACAAACUCAACUGGUGAUCCAAAAACGGAGGAAUCAGAUGGGGUCCAACAAGGGGAAACAAAAUUAAAGAACAAUGCCUUGGUGGAGGAUUUAUCAGAUGACCUUGAACUGCUUGCACUUGACUUGUGGAGUGGAGAUGUACUGGAUAAACAGCUGUCCCUCCUGAGCACACCUGUAAUUAAGGAGGGUCCUUCCUACAUCUACAAACUCUGGAAAUCCCUGCUCUCUCGCUGGCUCUCUAACCCUGACUGUAAAGUCUUCUUGGCCACCCCCUUCCUUGACACAGAGAGAAUGACUGACAUUUGUGAGAUCGUCCUCCAAAACUUCACUACAGCAAACAUCGAAGCUUUUUAUGUACGUAUUAAAUGUAACUAUACUGAAAAAAUCUCUGACAUCAAGAGAAACGCUCAGACCAAAUUCCCAUGCAAGCAUCAGCCCAUUAUUGAGUACAAAGUAUACAACAGGAUUGUCUACCCUUUGAGAACUUUCCAUGCAAAGUUCAUUGGCUGUACGGAUGGAAAGGGCGGAGCCGAGGUUUUGAUGACCAGUGCUAAUUUUUCUGCUGAACACUUUAAGCAUAACAAUUUGGAGUCGGUUGUGUAUCAUACAAUGACAGAGGCUGAGUUUAUUCAUAAGUUUAUCAACCCCUUGUCUGCCUCAAGACAAAGCUGAAUUGUCUCCCUAAUUUAGGACUUUAUUUUACACAGAGCUAGGAACACUGCAAGAUGAGUUAUAAUCAGCAUCAAAACUUUUUUACUAUUAAACUAUUAAUGCUAGGAACAAAAUUAUGUAUACUAGAAAAGAUGUACCUAGAUGUACAAAAUUAUGUAUACUAGAAAAGAUGUACCUCUAUUUAUUUUUAGGUCUUUUCUACAAAGAAUUUCAGAGUACAUGUAUUUACUUGGAUUGUUAUUGCUACUAGAGUUUGUUUCCCUUUUAAAUUGGAAGUUUCAAUUGAAUUAUUAUUGAUUUAAAUUUAGAAACGUACACCAAGAGGGUAAAAAGUCAAACUCUUAUUUUAUUCAAAUGAUUUUUUACAAAGAUUACUUCAUACCUCGUAUUUUUUAUUUUACAUCUCAGAUGGAUUUUAUGAACGUUUAGGCAAAUUAGAGAUUUUUGAUAAUUCAAAGGUAUACAGAUGAACAUUUUGAUUUCAUUAUAUUGGCGAUAGUUUGUUAAAUGCUAAUUUAAAAGUUGUUAUUGUUUUGUGUUGUUAACACGCUAGUUUAACAUGGAAAUAAAUCCUUAUGCACACAUUA